Messenger RNA from Acipenser ruthenus (sterlet), 2595 nucleotides. RefSeq lists its product as uncharacterized. Gene Ontology annotation, cellular component: membrane; extracellular region. Gene Ontology annotation, molecular function: lipid binding. Bases 329 to 1891 code for a protein of 520 amino acids. The transcript has 4 exons. NCBI's taxonomy places the organism in Eukaryota, Metazoa, Chordata, Actinopteri, Acipenseriformes, Acipenseridae. Gene Ontology annotation, biological process: lipid transport; lipoprotein metabolic process. The record is from RefSeq and is a predicted model, not a curated record.
UAAAACAAUGAAACAAUAUGCUGGUCGAAUUGCGUUCUGCACUGUGUAGUUUAAACACAUUCACAGCUCUGUCACAUCUUAUCAUAUAUAUGACACAGUUUCGGUCUUCAUCAGUGCAAUACAUUUACAACGACCCAAACCCGGCAGACAUUUAAAUAUAUCUAGUACUCCUGAUUACUUUCAUUUUCACAACACUUCUGGGGUCUGUAGGGCGGCACCGUAUCAAAAUGAAACUGAAGCUGUGCUCUUUAAUAACUGACUCGUUAAAAUUGUUUUGCAGAGAAGAAAUACAACUACCUGAGGGACAAGUGGUUUCGAAAACACAGACAUGGGCUCGCGUGAAAGUAAAAGAAACAGUAAUGAUUUUGAACCACUGGACAGGUCUGCAGACUCUGACAGAAGGGAUGACCAGGAGGAAACAGAGAGGAGAUCAGAAAUGGUCCCGACUCCAGAGAGAAGCAGAAAUAAUCACAUUGAUCUACUGGACUUGUCUGGAGACUCUGACAGUGGAGCCAACCACGAGGAGAUGGAGGAGAAACUGAGAGAGAUAGGGGAGUGGUGGAUGGAGUGGUCGAUGAAGAAGUCCCUCAGAACGAUGAAGGAGAAAAUGGAGAGAGAGAUGGAGGAGAGGCUCAAAGAGAUGAAAAAGAAACAGCUGCGGUUUGAGAUACUCAUAUGGAGGAGGAAGGAGAUAAAGAAGCAACUAAAGGAGAUGGAGAAGACAGAGAGGAGUGAGAUACAGGAGAUACUGGAAGUGACUGAGAAGGAACUGAGGCUGCAGAUGGAGAAACAGAUGAGGAAGAUGGAGAGCAUGAAUCUUGAAGAGAUGCGCAGUAUAAUCGAGCGCCUGAAGGAGAAUAUCCAGGAGUAUGAAAAUGAGAAGCUGCUGAUUGAAAAUCUCAUCAGAGAACUCAAUGGGAUUGCUGAUGAACUGGACGGGGUCGACAGGAAGGCUACCAUCGCUAAGACUGCAGGGAGCUCUGUUGGCAUAGUCGGGGGGAUCUUGGGCAUUGUAGGGUUAGCUCUGGCUCCUUUUACAUUUGGAGCCACCACUGCACUGAGCAUUGCAGGGACUGUUGUUUCUGCAGCUGGGGGAGUCACCAGUGUUGGUGCAGGAAUAGGAAAGUUUGCAGAUGAUAAAAAGUACAACAAGAGAGUAGAGGAAAAAGUGAAAGAAAUUAAAUCUAUAAUAGAAGAUCUUGGUAAAUCGUGCAAUGAUGCAAUUUCACCAUCUAGUUGUCAUACAGAGAAUGCAGCUGCUUUUUUAAAAGGCAUUUUAAAGCCACGUGAUGCUGCUGAUGCUGUUGGAAAAGCUAGUACUGCUGUUGGUGUUGUUGGUGGUGUUACUGGUUGUGUUCGUUUUGGUUUUCGUACUGCUGUAGGCCUGGUUGAUGAUGUCGCUGGUGUUGCAGCUCAUACUGCUGUAGGCCUGGUUGAUGAUGUCGCUGGUGUUGCAGCUCGUACUGCUGUAGGCCUGGUUGAUGAUGUCGCUGGUGUUGCAGCUCGUACUGCUGUAGGCCUGGUUGAUGAUGUCGCUGGUGUUGCAGCUCGUACUGCUGUAGGCCUGGUUGAUGAUGUCGCUGGUGUUGCGGCUCGUACCACUGUAGGCCUGGUUGAUGAUGUCGCUGCUGCUGGUGCUCGUGCUGCUGUAGGAGUGGUUGAUGAUGUUGCUCCUGCAGUGGUCAAAAGUCUAGGCAUAGUUGGAGGUGUUGUUGCUGGAGUCUGUGUAAUUCUGGAUGCCGUGUACAUUGGUUUAAAUUCCAAAAAACUUCAUGAAGGGCUUCCAACUGAAAGAGCACAAGAGAUUCGCAAGGUGGUGGAAAAUUUCGAAGCAGCUCUAGCAGAAAUGAACAAGUUCUAUUCAGAUAUAAAGAGGAUUUUAAAGAUCUAAGUCUGCAGUGGCUGUGGAGGAGGCUGCACUCAGAAGAGAUUCUCUUGUCAGAUCUGCAGCUGCUGCUCUAUCAACAACAGUGCAAACAGCUCUGACAAUAAAACAACAACAGGAAUGAAAUAAUCAAUCUCUUCUGAGUGCAGGAUCCUCUGGCUCUCUUGUCUCCAGUUCUGGGUAGUUCUCUUGAGGCUCUGCAGCAGUACCUGAGCUGGACACACCCUGCUUCUUUACUGUUACAUAUUUUGAGUUGUUAUUUCUUAUCACAUGAUGUGCCUUUAAACAUAUCUGAAUGUAAUUUGAAAUCGCUACUUGCAUUUAUCUGCUCUCUUUUUACUGUAUAUAAUCCUGCACCUUAAACUGAGCACGCUCCCCAAUCUGUGGUAUUUUGUACUUCACCUGAUUUAUUCCACUGCACUUGUAUACUGUCCUGAUGUCACUAUCACUGACACUGUGAUCUGCUCUAAUGAGCCGCACCAUAUUGAACUGUACUGAGUUUUCUACUGGUUCUUAUUGGGGCUGAAGUCAUUGUCUUUUGUAUCUUGCUCUUAAAUUAUAUUGUGAUUCUUGUAUUGUGAUUCUUUACAACUGUAACUGGGUAAGAGCGUCUGCUAAUAAAUCAAUAAUCACUUAUAAUCAAUAUUGUAUAAUACAUUCCCAGUCUAUAUAUCUUUGUACUUUUCAGUUGUAAUAAUAAAUGUAUGCAU